This is a messenger RNA of Suillus bovinus, 546 nucleotides long. RefSeq lists its product as uncharacterized. NCBI's taxonomy places the organism in Eukaryota, Fungi, Basidiomycota, Agaricomycetes, Boletales, Suillaceae. The record is from RefSeq and is a predicted model, not a curated record. The transcript is spliced from 3 exons. The coding region runs from base 1 to 546 and encodes 181 amino acids.
AUGCCAAAGCAAAACAAGUCGGUCUUGCAAAAACAGUACAGGAGCAAGGAGCUCGAUGGGUUUUCUUUGGUACGGGCGGAGAUCCGUCAUGCUACUAGAGGAGAAAUAGACCCCAAGACAAGACAAGAUGUUCUACGAAAAGCCGCACGGCUGAUCAAAGACCUUGCUGUGUUAAACGCAAAGUUGCAACACCAACUUUAUAAAUCCUGUCACACUAGUUCCGAAACACCAUCAAGUUGUGCAGGAGCACUUCCGACAACAAUCAGUGCAGAUCCAUGUGUGCAAGACCCAUAUUCCCCUGCAUAUUAUGAAUACGAAUACUUCAUCGAGCAGCCAAACCCCGUCCGCCAGCUCGCAGGCAUACAGCCAACUGAAUCACAUCCAUAUGUCACCAGCACAGGCUAUGAACUGUGCAAUAUCAUGCCAUCGGGGAACACGGGUAUCACCCUCGGGCCGGUCGCAUAUGAUCAGAUCAUCAGCCAGGUGAAUCCUCGCUGGAGCUCGGAUCGCCAGUAUUACAAUCAUCAUGAACAAUUAUACGCGUAG